This is a messenger RNA of Mytilus trossulus (common blue mussel), 3456 nucleotides long. RefSeq lists its product as uncharacterized. Lineage: Eukaryota; Metazoa; Mollusca; Bivalvia; Mytilida; Mytilidae. The coding region runs from base 1 to 3456 and encodes 1151 amino acids. The transcript has a single exon. The record is from RefSeq and is a predicted model, not a curated record.
AUGGAACGAUAUAUACUAAGACACCCUCGGGGCUGUGCGAGAGCGAGGGAGGAUGAACAGCCCAUAGGACAGGACCAGGAAACGACUAUGGAACCGACAAGGACAACGAACCAGAACAACGGAUGUAAAUGUUUUUGUGGUAAAGUCUGUAAGAAUUCUAGAGGUUUGAAGAUCCAUCAAAGUAGAAUGAAAUGUGUGCAACCCUAUUCUGGCAAUCAACGCACAGAGAGAUCUGGUCAGACGGAGGAGGAGACCAUCCAGGAAGCAAACCACAGUGAUGAUAGCCUCCCUGUGACCCAGGGUGAGGAUGAGCACGAGGAACAGCCUACAGAGGUAGAACAACUUGACGAGGCAGAAGAGGUAGAGAGGAUAGAACCAACAGUCCAUAGAGAAAACGGGAUAGAAACAACAGUUCGUAGAGAAGACAGGAUAGAACCAACAACCUGUAGAGAAGAGAAUGAGCCACGCAAAGAGAAGAUCAAAUGGUCAACGAAUGCAGACAAAGCAGCUUGGAAAGCGCUUGAUGAAGAUUUGGAAAACAUCUUAGAGGUAACAUUAGCAGGCAGUGUAGACAGAAAGAUAACAGCAAUGACGUCCAUUAUUUACAGCGUAGGAAAGGACAGAUUUGGAGUGGUACCACAGGGGAAACAACCAACAAAACAAGGCCAUAGUAACCGAAGACAGAAGAAGAUCAAGGAAUUGAGAGGAGACUUGAGAAGGUUAAAGAAGAGGUACAAAGUCGCCAACGAGAAUGAAAGGUUACCAUUACAGCAGUUAAGAAAGGAAACUAGGGAGAAACUUAAAACACUUACAAGAGAUAGAAAGAAAAAGGCAAAGGAGAGAACAACAUUUACAUCAAACCCAUUUCAGUAUAUGAAGCGAUUAUUUGGAGCGAGAGGAUCUGGUAAACUGGAAAACUCGAGGGAAGAAGUGGAAGAACAUCUCAGUAAGACCCACAGUGAUGAGAGACGAGGAGAAGACCUGGAAGAAUGCGAGAAAUUGUUAAGACCAGAGGAGCCAAAAGAACAGUUUGAUGAGUCAGACCUCAAGUUCCAAGAAGUACAGGACGUAGUGAGAAAGGCAAGAGCAGGGUCAGCACCAGGACCAAAUGGUAUUUCAUAUAGGGUAUAUAAGAAUUGUCCCAGACUGAUCAGAAGGUUGUGGAAGCUAUUAAAAGUAAUUUGGAGAAGGAGAAAGAUGACAGAGUCAUGGUACAAGGCAGAAGGAUGUUUUAUACCAAAAGAAGAGAACUCCAGGAAAGUUGAACAGUUUAGAACCAUCUCCCUAUUGAACAUUGAGGGGAAGAUAUUCCUGGCAGUUUUAGCAAGGAGAACGACGAGGUACCUGCUUGGCAACGAAUAUAUAGACAUCGCAGUCCAGAAAGGAGGCAUGCCUGAAGUUUCUGGUUGCAUCGAACACACCAGCGUUAUUACACAGAUUUUAAGAGAAGCAAAGGAGAAGAAAAGUGACUUAGCAGUGUUUUGGCUAGAUCUGGCUAAUGCUUAUGGGUCCAUACCUCACAAACUAGUAGACCUGACAUUGGAGAGGUAUCAUGUUCCAUCAACUAUCAGAACUAUGCUGCGAGAGUAUUUUGACAAGAUUGAAAUGAGGUUCACAGCUGGAGACUUCACCACAGCUUGGCAGAGACUUGAAGUUGGAAUACUAACGGGGUGUACAGUAUCAGUAGUCCUGUUUGCAGCAGCAAUGAACUUAAUUGUAAAAUCAGUAGAAAAACCAAGUAGAGGACCAUUAUUGUCAUCAGGGGUCAGGCAACCACCAGUAAGAGCUUUUAUGGAUGAUAUGACAGUGACAGCAAAAACAGUCAUAGAGGGAAGAUGGACUUUAGAGGAAUUGGAAAGGAUGAUUAAGUGGGUCAGAAUGAAGUUCAAACCAAGUAAAUCUAGAAGUUUGAUAGUGAGGAAAGGCAAAGUGCAAGAUGAGACAUUUUUGUUAGCAGGUGAAAAGAUACCAACAGUUGGAGAGAAACCAGUGAAAUGCCUAGGUAAAAAGUUUGAUGCAACACUAGCAGAUAUUGUAAACAUGGGGGAAGUUCAAGAGCAAUUGGUAGAAUGGCUGACGAAGAUAGACAAAAGUGGGCUCCCAGGAAGAUAUAAGGCCUGGAUAUAUCAACAUGGGGUCUUACCAAGGAUAUUGUGGCCAUUACUAGUUUACGAGUUCCCAUUGUCCAAAGUGGAGGCCUUAGAGAGAAAGAUCAGUGCAUGCCUAAGAAGAUGGUUGGGUGUGCCAAGAAGUUUCAGCAGCAUUGGAUUGUACAGCACAGGAACAAAGCUACAAUUACCAAUGAAGGCAUUGACAGAAGAGUAUAAAGUUACAAAGACAAGACAGGUUAUGACGUUGAGAGACAGCAAAGAUGCUAAAGUGAGAGGAGCCAAAGUAAAGAUCAGGACAGGAAGGAAAUGGAAAGCAGAGGAAGCAGUUAAGGAAGCUGAGACUAGACUAAAGCACAGUGUCAUCGUUGGUGUAACCGCAGUUGGUAGACAGGGAUUUGGUAUGACAACAAAACCAAGGUGGGAUACAGCAAAUGAGAAGGGACGGAGGGAACUGGUGCAACAGGAAAUACGACAGAUGGAAGAAGAGAGUAGGAAUGUUAAGGCAGUAGGAAUGAAACAGCAGGGUAGUUGGUUGAAUUGGCAAGGAGCUAGAAGCAGGGCUUUGACCUGGAGCGAGAUUUGGAGUAUGGAGGGAUACAGAUUGAGUUUUCUCCUAAGAUCAGUGUAUGAUGUUUUACCAAGCCCAACAAACCUCUAUACCUGGGGGUUGAUAGAAGACCCAACAUGCACCUUAUGCAAAGACAAACCAGCAUCUCUACAGCAUGUGUUGUCAGCAUGUCCAGUUGCAUUGAAAGAUGGAAGAUAUACAUGGAGGCAUGAUAGUGUAUUGAAUACAAUAGCAGCAAAGUUGGAUACCACCAGGAGAAAGAAGAGAAAGAUGCAGAAGAACAUCAUAUUUGUAAAUUUUGUGAGGGCUGGAGAAAAGAAAGACAACCAGGCAGAAGGUUUAGGGAUACUUGGAACAGCAUCAGACUGGCAGAUGACAGCAGACAUACAUCAACGCAUGAGUUUCCCAGCAGAAGUAGCAGCAACAUCGCUAAGACCAGAUAUAGUCAUUUGGUCACAGGGAACUAGGCAGGCGGUCUUGCUGGAACUGACAGUCCCAUGGGAAGACAGAAUAGAGGAAGCUUAUGAAAGAAAGAUGGCAAAAUACCAGCAGCUAGUAGAGGAUUGCAAACAGCGGGGAUGGAGGACGUGGUGUUUGGCAAUAGAAGUCGGAUGCAGGGGCUUUGCAGGACAGUCAAUGUGGCGGGCACUUAGGACCUUGGGAGUGGUAGGAGAAGAGAGGAAGAAACUGAUUACAGAAGUGUGUAGAGAAGCAGAAGUGGCAUCACAGUGGAUUUGGAGGAAAAGAGACGAAGUGUGGAAAAGUACAAAGUGUUAG